This is a messenger RNA of Naegleria gruberi, 1168 nucleotides long. RefSeq lists its product as uncharacterized. Lineage: Eukaryota; Heterolobosea; Eutetramitea; Acrasida; Naegleriidae. The record is from RefSeq and is a predicted model, not a curated record. The transcript is spliced from 3 exons. Bases 1 to 1089 code for a protein of 362 amino acids.
AUGUUUAUCACAUCCGUUGCCUAUGACUACUACAAGGGCUUCGUAACGGCCUUUAUUGAAAUUACGGAUAACACUGAUGUCAUGGUUUUUGGUAAACCAAACUUGAAGAAAAUUAUACCUAUGGUGAAUAUCAUUGCUCUUAUUGAAAGUAUCUUGGCAGUAAUUUUCUUCAUUCUAGUUGCUAUUCGUGCUUCUGUUACUUCAAUGUCAAUGUUUAUUGUUUUUGUUCCACUUGAAAUUUUCUUCCUUUUCAUGUUAGGUUUGAUGAUGGUUAUUUUCUUCUCUUUUGUGAUAACAGCAUUUAGGUUUACCAGGAAAGUUUAUUGGAUUGUUGCCUAUUGUUUCAUCUUCCCAAUUGUUUUUAUUAACUUGUGUCUUUUCUUUGGUAUGCCAAUCUUGGUUUCUAUUCUCUUCCCAUUGCAAGAAAUCAAAGUACUUCAAGGUCAAAAAGCUUGGGAUGUGUCAUUGUUUUUAGUUCUCUGGCUCGUUGGUGGUUUAUUGAAAGCAUUCGUUAGACCAAGUGAAGACGACAGCAACCCAUAUCAACAUGAUAACAAGAACGUCACUUUUACAGCAAUCUACGUCUGUGUUCUCUUCUUGAUUGCUGUUUUUAUUUUCUUGAUUUCUGCUAGAUUGGAUGGUACUGUUCCAUUCUCUACAACAACACCUUUCCCAUCUGUAUCAUAUUGGAUUGUUUUCAUUCCAAUAUUUGUUAUUUGGGCAAUUGGUACAAUUCUCUAUUCUAUCAAGGCAUUCUUGGAAUUGAAAUUGGUCUACAAGAAGGGUGAUGUUAACGGAGAUGGUAUUUUCAAGUCAAUCUUCUACAUUGGAAUGAUUGUCUUCCUCUUCUUGUCACUCAUCACAUCCAUUUUAUUGUGUGUCAAGCUUUCACUUUCUGCUGAAGAACAAGACAAAUUCUCUCUUGGAUGGUGUUUCUUACCUUUCAUUUUGGGCUUUUUCACAAUUGCUUGUUGUUGUUCAAUUCCAUUCUUCCCUCAAUUCCGUAAAGUUAAAUCAGCUGCUUUGAAGAAUAGUGUCACUAACGAAGUUGAAGAAGCUGCCGAAAAAGAAAUGCAAUGUUUCCUUUAAAAAGGAAAAUCAAGACAACUCAGAUUGUCAGUGUAUGAUAUUACUUAAUAUUAAAUAAAAUUAUUCUUCAAUUAUUUAC